AAUCAAACGCAUUCCGACAAUGUGUUCAGUUUGAGCUGGUCAAACUUCCGUUUUAAAUGAGUCUCUCAUAACUACGGCUGGGUAUUGAACUAUCCUCCAUCGACUUGGCAGAUUCUUAGAUCAAAUAAAAUCUAUCUCGUCAUCAUCAUCGUGUGAAAUGAUGAGUGUUGUUGGCCGGUUGUGAAACUGUGAUAUCGUGUGUUUUUUUUACGAGAAAGGCGAAACGUUUGCAUUUUUCUCCGUUGCAGAUGAUAAACGAAAUCAUAUUUUCGUUCAGCACUUUCAAUUACAUCUUCGUCAUCGUAGCUUUCAUAUUAUUCGGUUAUGGACCGCCUUGGUGGAAUCGUAAAAAUAUAGAUUGUCUACGAAAUAACGUACAUGAUAUACCGGGGCCUUUAUCGUUACCCUUCCUCGGAACGAGGUGGAUGUUUACCUUCGGAGGUUAUAGUUUCGGGAAAAUCCACGAAUUUUACGUGGAAAUGUACGAAAAAUACGGACCGAUAGUGAAAGAAGAAGCGCUUUUUAAUAUUCCGGUUAUAAGCGUUUAUGAAAAAAUCGAUAUCGAGAAAGUUUUCAAAAGCACCGGGAAAUAUCCGAUACGACCUCCUACGGAGGCAGUAGUAGAAUACAGAAGGAGCAGACCAGAUAGAUACGCCAGUACCGGACUAGUCAACGAACAAGGAACGAUUUGGCAUCAUCUGAGAACAUCUUUGACAACUAAUAUAACGAGUCCGAAAACAAUAUACGGUUUCUUGCCACAAAUGCAAGUUAUAACUGAAGAUUUUUGUAAUUUGAUUAAACAGAAACGUCAAAAUGACAGUUUAAUCGCGGAUUUGGACGAAAUCGUCAAUAAAAUGGGGUUAGAAACAUCUUGCGCUUUGGUAUUAGGUCGGAGAUUGGGAUUUAUGUUGCCCGGAGAGGAAUCCGAGAUCGCUAAGAUGCUAGCAGAGGCUAUACAUCAAAAUUUCAUCGCUAUAAGGGACACUUAUUUCGGUUUACCGAUAUGGAAAUUCUUCAAAACGUCCGCCUAUAAACGGCUAGCCGAAAGCGAGGAAACAAUCUACAAUAUAGCUUCGGAAUUGAUCCGAAACGUCGAAGAUUCGACCAAAGAGAGCGCCAUAUUCCAAUCCGUCCUCAACGCCAACAUAGACGAGAGAGAAAAAACCGCCGCCAUCGUAGAUUUCAUAGCCGCCGGUAUUCACACGUUAAAAAACAGCCUCGUUUUUUUACUGUACCUCGUAGCUAAACACCCCGGUACGCAGGAGAAGAUCCUCGAAGAUUCGUCGGGGGCGUAUUUGAAAGCUUGCGUCAUGGAAAGUUUCCGCGUUCUACCGACAGCUAAUUGUUUAGCGAGAAUAACCGAAGAGGAUCUCGAAUUGUCGGGUUACAAAGUGAAAGCGGGAAGCGUCGUCAUUUGUCAAACGGGCGUCGCGUGCCGAAACGAAAAAUAUUUUCCGAACGCUUCGGAAUUCCGACCGGAAAGAUGGUUGAAAGAUCAGAAAAAUUACACGUUGAAUAAUUCGCCGUUUUUGGUGAGUCCGUUCGGUAUAGGGAGGAGAAUAUGUCCGGGGAAAAGGUUUAUCGAACAUGUUCUGCCUAUUAUCGUCGAAAAUAUCGUUAAAAAUUUCGAAAUCGAAAUUGUCCGACCUAUGGAAUUGCAAUUCGAAUUUUUGUUAUCGCCUAAAGGUCCAACGGCGAUGAUAUUCAAAGAUAGAGUUUGAUCUAACUGUACAUAUCCAAUUAUUUAGUUCAAAUAUUAGUGAGAGGGAUUAAAUUUAAGGGAAACUCGAGACUGAAUCCAUUCCAGCUUUAGACAUAACCACAAAAACGUUUCUGAAUUUUUCUUUGGGUUUAGGGAAUUUUUAAUGAACCGGCAACUAUGUAAACGAAUCUCCUUGUAACUAGUAUUAUCAUAAAAUGAUACAAAAACAAUGGUUUAACCUGUAUAACGCGAAUACUGAGAAAAUAAUUCAAAAAAAGAAAUAACUUUUCAGUUAUCCUGAAUUAGUUAUUUCUAAUGGGACAUCCUGUAUAUUUUUUAUAGUUUAUAGCAACUUUCAAACGAUUCCUAUAGAAAAUAUGAGGUUUCUUAACAUCUAGCAAACUCUGGUUGGUUACAUAACACAUUUUUAAAUGAUGUCCCCUUUUUCGAUGAGAUACACCAUACACUUUCGAUUAAGACUCCUUAAAAUGUUUCACCCUGCUUUUUUCGAUGAGACACGCCGUAUAUUCCGCUUAGUUUGAUAGUAUAAGCAAUUUCCAAACGAUUUCUGUGGAAAAAGCAACGUUUUCGAACAUUUCACAGACGUUAAGUUAAAUGAUACACUUUUGAAUAAGAUCCUUAAAACGUGCCACCAUUUUUUUUGUUGGUGACGGCAAAUUUCAAUGUUCCUCAACACCUUACAACUCCUUUAACCUAUGUGGACACCCUGUAAAUACUUUAUUGAUGUUAAAAUGAUCGAUCUUAAGGGAAACAUAACCUAAUAAUAAAAAGAACCAAUUUUGGAAAAUUGAUCAGGAAGAUCAGGAAGUUAAAAAAUAUUUGAGAAGUAGAAAAACUUAAAAUUUCAUAUUAACGAAAAUAUUUAAUUGAAUCCAAUGUUUUCACAAUUUCAUCAUUAUACAAUAAAUUAUCAAAGAUUGAUUAUUAUAAUAACUAAUUAUUUCAAAAAAACUUACAGGUGGUGAAUAUUUACAUAGUUAACUAAGUUUUUAUUAAGAAAAUAAGUUUUUCACUUAAAAUAUGAAUAAUAAAUAUACUUGUUGUCGUUUUUUUAAGCUCAUCUGUCAUUUGUCAAUGUCAAAUAAUAAUUUAUCAUUGACAAAAAUUUUAAUCUGAUAAAUAAUUAUUCUAUGUUACAUGUCACUGUCAAUUUCUUCAAUUGCAAUUUUGUGCUGUCACUGUUUUUGAAUUUGGGUUAUGUACUAGUUAUAAAAUUUUGUUAAAUUUUCUAAAAAAAAAUGAAUAUGUUGAUCUGUGAAUUGGUUAUUAUCAUUUAUUAAUAUAUUAUUUGUUCUGCGUAUUAAACAGUUGCAGUGAUGUUUUUUACUCUAGUGUUUAUGGUACAUUUGAACUACUUAUAGUUUAGUUUAUUUUGGAAGAUUUUAAAAUGCGAUAAUUAUGAAAAAAAUCGUGUAUUUUUUCAUGUUAUAGUUUAUCAGAUGUAAAAAAAUCAUUAAAUGGUUUGUAUUAUA
Diorhabda carinulata is the source of this 3195-nucleotide messenger RNA. It is a transcript of the gene shd, whose product is annotated as ecdysone 20-monooxygenase. The coding region runs from base 249 to 1721 and encodes 490 amino acids. NCBI's taxonomy places the organism in Eukaryota, Metazoa, Arthropoda, Insecta, Coleoptera, Chrysomelidae. The transcript has 5 exons. The record is from RefSeq and is a predicted model, not a curated record. Gene Ontology annotation, molecular function: oxidoreductase activity, acting on paired donors, with incorporation or reduction of molecular oxygen; iron ion binding; monooxygenase activity.